Messenger RNA from Octodon degus (degu), 955 nucleotides. RefSeq names its product BPI fold containing family A member 3 (gene Bpifa3). The record is from RefSeq and is a predicted model, not a curated record. Gene Ontology annotation, molecular function: lipid binding. Lineage: Eukaryota; Metazoa; Chordata; Mammalia; Rodentia; Octodontidae. The transcript is spliced from 8 exons. Bases 137 to 841 code for a protein of 234 amino acids.
CCACAAGCCCCAGCUCCUAUCCUGGUCUCCACUUGCCUGCCCUAAAGCCAUGAAGCCAUCCAUCCAAGCAGCCAAUUUGCAGCCAUCGGCCCAGAGCCCAUCUGACCAUUGACACCAGCAGGUGCCAGAACCCAAGAUGCAUUCACCCUGGAGGCUCCUUGUCCUCCUCACACUGCUGACUCUGCACAAGCAGCCUUGGCCUGGCCUGGCCCAGGCCCACCUGGACAGCAAAUCCACCCUGGCAAGGAUUAUUACCCAAGGCCUCAUGAAGCACAAAGCAGAGGACCAAAUCCAGAGCAUCCGCCUCCUGGACAGUCUGAAUAACUCAAGGCAGGUGGUCCCUGGGAUGGUGGGCUGGCUGAUUGGGGGCAUGAAACUCCAGCAGCAGCAGCAGCAAGAGAUCAGCCUCAAUAUCACCAACGUGCAGCUGGAUUGUGCUGGCAUCCCGAUGUCUUUUCACAAGGAGUGGUUCUCUACCAACAUCUUGCUUGAAUUUGACAUUGAACUGACACUGUCCUUCAAUAACAGCACUGUGCUGCACACAAGCAUGAGCCUUGUUGCAGAGUUCUGGUUGGAGAAAGAUGAGUAUGGCCGGAGGGAUCUGGUGGUGGGCCAGUGUUGCACGGAGCCCAACGUCCUUGUGACAGUCCUCACUGAGGCUGUUCCAUUCAAGAUGAAACAUUUCCUCCACAACCUCAAAGAGAACAUAGGAAAGACUGUCCCACAUCUGGUAGAAAAUCAGGUUUGUCCUCUCAUUGGCGACCUCUUCAGGCAGCUGGAUGUGAAACUAUUGAAAGGCCUCAUGGAACAGGCAGCUGCCGACGGACUUGAUCAACUAUGAAUCCAGACAGCACCCACUUACCAACGUCUAGGCUCCUCCGCUCCCUGCUGUUGAUCAGGAGACUCCACCUCAUGGGAUCCUCAGUCUCCUUCAGCAUAGAGUCCCUACUGUCCC